Molecule: messenger RNA, 336 nt
Organism: Orbilia oligospora ATCC 24927
Lineage: Eukaryota; Fungi; Ascomycota; Orbiliomycetes; Orbiliales; Orbiliaceae
Exons: 1
Coding region: 1-336 (111 amino acids)
Source: RefSeq, a predicted model, not a curated record
AUGUGCUUCUACGAGCAAAACGUUUUCCGAGACUGCCACUGCUUCAAGUGGGGUCGUUUCAGACAGCACUGCGCUAAGGAGUACCGAACUGGCGAAACCUGCGGUAUGAAACUCAUCUAUGAAGCCGUGCCCAAAGCAGGCAAAUGCGCCAUCUGCAACAGGAUCGAUGUUGCAACUAGGAAGCUUGUCGCCUCCAAGGAAAAGGUUGGACGCUGGUUAGCCGAAGGGCGAAACCCGGUCUCCACUGAAAACGAGCAAACAAACAUCCAGAUCUACCAAAACGAGAUCAUGGAGCUCAAUGCGCAAAAGGCGGCUAAACUCAGGAGCAUCGGCUGA